CAAACACAAAAUUCGCAUCAGCGAUACAUUUGUCGAAUCUCAUUCUCAUCUCUUGGGCAUUUGCUACCAGAACGUACCAGAUCGGAUAGUUGUGCGACGUCUAAUUGCUACGAUCGGUGUGAUAACUCGAACGAUCCGUUCCUCAUUCAUUUGACAUCAAAAGGAAGAUCAAGCACGGCCACUUGCACUUCAGACUUGCUUGGAUAUUGGCUCGAAGAAGUUGUUGUAUCGAGUGAACACAGAUUACCCCAACAAAAAAGAAGAUUGUUCAAGACUGUUAUCGCGAUUUGCUGUAAAGAAACAUUCUCUUAAUUAUACGAUUAUCGUCAGCGAUACGACUAGUGUUUCACUGUGAAUAAUGCACGAUAUGCAGUUAUACAUUUACAUCAUAGCCUGUCUCUUACUGAAGGGGCUGGCUCGAGCCGAAGAAGUAGAGGUUGUAGAGGCAAUUUCGGGAGAAGAUAAUCGAAAUGAAAAUUCAGCAUUAAAUCGACAGGAUAACGAGUUAAAUAAUUCCGAUCAAUUGGCAUUGGAUACCAUAGUGGACAAGGAUACCGGCGGAAAUCACUAUAAACUAGGUGGACUUCGAGGUCAUCCUUUACUCCCACCGAAUCGAGGUGCGUUAGGUCUACCACGUCCACACCAUAAUGUCGCUUAUCAUGGCCCACCGCCGCCGUUGCCGCCUUCUAAAGUGCAAUCGCAAGCUAUGGAUAAGAUUUAUACAACUGGCGGUGGUAUCACCACUGCGGUCGGUGUCGAGCCUUGGCCAGUGUCAACGCCCGAUAUGCCGAAGAUUGUGUCGCUGGACGUAAAAUGCGAGAAAAAUCUGAUGAAGGUUUAUUUGGGCUUCGAUAAGCCGUUCUACGGCAUAGUCUUCAGUAAGGGCCACUACAGCAAUGUCAACUGCGUCCAUUUACCGGAGGGAUUAGGUCGCACGUCCGUCAACUUUGAGAUCAGUAUACAUACGUGCGGCACAGCCGGCAACACGGAGAAUGGAUUGUACGGCUACGGCGCCGAGUCCGGAUCUGGCACAUACUUUGAAAACAUUAUAGUGGUGCAAUACGAUCCUCAGGUGCAGGAGGUCUGGGAUCAAGCGCGUAAAUUGCGCUGCACCUGGCACGAUCUCUACGAAAAGUCGGUUACCUUUCGUCCGUUUCCCGUGGACAUGCUGGAUGUAGUCCGCGCGGAUUUCGCCGGUGACAACGUGGGAUGUUGGAUGCAGAUACAGGUCGGUAAAGGACCAUGGGCUUCCGAGGUCUCGGGUCUCGUCAAGAUCGGUCAGACAAUGACGAUGGUGCUCGCGAUCAAAGACGAUGACUCCAAGUUCGAUAUGCUCGUGAGAAACUGCAUGGCGCACGACGGCAAGCGUGCACCGAUACAGCUAGUGGACCAGCGAGGCUGUAUCACGCGACCAAAAUUAAUGUCCAGAUUCACCAAGAUCAAGAACUUUGGCGCCUCGGCGUCCGUGCUGUCGUACGCGCAUUUCCAGGCAUUCAAAUUUCCAGACUCCAUGGAAGUUCACUUCCAGUGCACCAUACAGAUCUGCCGAUACCAAUGUCCGGACCAGUGUUCAGAGUCGUCGUCGCUCUUAGAUAAUCAGGGUCUUUUGGAGAAUCAUCAUCAUCACUCUCCGACAAACGUCGGACACCCUGACGUCGGUGGAUACGGACUUCCGCCUUCAAUCCCGCUACCGUUGGAAGCCUACUUACAAGCGGCGGCCGGACGACCCCGCGAUGAAAGAAGGAGAAAAUCUCGAGAAAUUGCACACAAUCCGCAAAAGGCUGUGGGUGUAAAUCGGAUCAUUCGAGUGGUCUCGACGGGCGACCUGACCUUCUCCAUCGGCGAUGAGAGCAUCGGUGGCGAGCUAAAUGGCCCGACAAUGGUAUUCCCGCAACGCUACGAGAACACGUCCAGUUCAACCAUGAUUUGCAUGACCACUCCUGGAUUCGCAAUUACUCUUAUCGUAUUACUCGCCGUUUUGUUUUUCUCGUGCGUGCUAUCGGCCUAUCUCUUUAUGCGCCUCAGGCCCUUCUCGACAAAGGCCAAGAAAACUGCGGCGUUCAAUGCUGAACAGAAUGGCGCGACAAAAAAAUCUUCGAGGACAUGCUUUUAUUCAUAGAGAUAUUUGCGAUUGUCGCCAGUCAGCUAAAGUUUCGGUGAUGCCAAUAUCGCGCAGCAAGAGGAGUCGUCAAAUUGCAUGGCUCUCUUUUCUCGAAACCGGUUUACGCGAUCCUAUGCGAUAUCCAUGCGUUUAAGCAUCGUUGGAAAUUACCAUGUCGAUAAGAUGAAUGUGGUUGUGCGGAAAAGAGAAAAUUUGCUGCGAAUGCGUUGUCAAGACGAAAAAUUAAAAAUGGGUAUAAAUCGUUUGUAUUUGUUUAAAUACAUUUGGCUGUCAACUUUUUCUAUAUGCAUACUUAUGUGCCGAGAAUUUUGUAAUAGCGAGUCGAACGCACAGCGAGCAACAUUUCCUACAAGAGGACCAAGGGAAGAAACUUUGUAUAAAUUGGUCUUCGGAAUCACAAGUUGUCAGGUUUCGCAGAGGCUAUCGAAUGUCAUAAGCACGACUCUGUAUAAAGGUACGUAUUCUUCCGACAGAGUCGGAAUCAACGCGGUAUUAACUUUUGGUAAUGUGCUGCAAUACUCGUGUCUUUUCCUCUUUCUCUCUCUCUCUCUCUCUCUCUCUCUCUCUCUUUCUCUCUCUCUCAUUCACUUUAUAUUACGGCCUCCAUAGAGUUGUGCUUUGUCAUAAUGAAACUCAAGCUCAGGCCUUUAUAGGCAAACAUAGGCGAUAAGCCGAAAAUUUAGUCAAAGAUAAUCAAACCCGUUUCUGCAUUUACUACUUACAUGUAUUUAGUCAUGUAACUGUAUUUUGUUUUAUCGGUAACUGUAUUUAGUCUCUGGGUAUCGCAACUGGGUAAAAAUAAGGCUGAAAUGUCGCAAAAAUAGCCUAUAAUAUAGAAUUUAAGAAUUAUUUUAAUAAUGUUAUUAUUAAUAAUAUUAUAUUAUUAUUUAUUUAUUACGUAUUUUUAAAUUCUUUAAAGAUAUUUUGCAAGCAAAAUCCUAUAUAAACUCCCACACAUAUAUAUGAGGCUAACAAAUAAAGUUACAAUAUAUGAAAAGACUACAUACUCUUUUUUCAAUUAAUAAAUUAAAUAAUUAAUGAAUAGGUUAACAAGCAGUGCGCCACAUAGAUAUGGGAUAUUUUCUCAGUUAUUUUUAAGUAUAUAAUUAUUUAAGUGUUACUUUAAUAGUCUUUUUUAAGUUGCGAAAAUAAGAAAUUGUGCCAAAAUAUAUUAUUAUUACCAUGUAAAUCAGCAAAUAGUGAAUUAUGCGCAAUCCUGUUAUAAGAUAAAGUUUGCUUCGUUCCAUAUAUAUCGCGUGAAUGUCAAGCAAUGCUCAAAGAGGUAUAGUCGAUAAAACCGUCGCGACAUUCAAUUCUUGUCAUCAUUCGUAUUAUUGUUAACACGUUUUAUAUAACCUUGCAGAGCAAAUGUGUUAAAAAUACGAUAAGUUAAGUGAAGAAAGUCAAGCAAUUCAAUAAGCUAUCUAUGCAGUCGUGCAGUCAUUAGUUUAUACUUGCAAUAUAUGACACCUAUCUCCAUAUAGAGAAUAUAUAAGAUAGAUUAUAAUAGACACGAUGUGUCUCGGAAAUUGUGUAUUUUUGUCAGCCGUCAGCCGAUUAAUCUCAUAUAAAUGAGAUAAUCUUUAAUUUAUCAUUUUAUUAAUAUCUAUCAGCAACAACAUUGGAUGUAUUGCAUAUAUGUAUGUAUAUAUGUAUACACGGCAUAUGUACACAGAUACAUGCACACAUAAGCAUAGACACAUGAUGACGCGCAUAACACACAACAUAUAUACAUAUAUUAUAAUUGAGGCUCAAUCAUACGUUUUCAAGAUCCUGUAAAUAUAUUUAUUGGCAUUAUUUAUGUAUAUUAAAUAAAAACAUAACAUAUUUCAACUAAAUAGUCAUAUCGUCGCUUUACUUUUUUGUUCGGACUUUUUCCAUUCAACUCUCUCAGGUGAUACUACGAUUUAUUCCUCAGUACUUUUGAUAGCACAUAUGCCGCGCUUAAAUUAAAAAGGUUCAAUCUAAGCGUAACAAAUAAAUUUUUAAACGUUUAUACAUAUAUGAAUAACUUAAGGUCUAGUCUUAAAUGUUAUAUAGUUGGCAAAACUCACAAGUCACUUGGACAAAUGAGCAAAUAAAACUUUAAAUCAUUUGUCUAUUAUUAGAAUGCAAAUCGGUCCGUUUUCGUGUAAAAGAGAUUCGAAUAGAACACAUAUUUAGAAAUAGUUUGCUCAUAUUGUAUCUCUAAAAAAAUCUUUAUAUAAAACUUUUUCUAUAUUUCCAAUGCACUUAUUUACGUAUAUCAAGUAUAAAAAUUGUAAUCGUAACAAAUUACAUUUGUGUGGCAAUAGCUUGUAUACUAUGUUACAAUUUGCGGCAGUUGAUCUCUAACAGAAAAGCGAAGACAAUCGUAAACUCUCUUUCGCAUUACACGUACGUAAGUCUGCAAGUUAUGAAAGCUUUAGAAGAUGAAGGAAUGGUGGAUAUGAUGGGAAUUAAAUAUUUAUUUUCUCUUCGUGUCAGCUUUCCCAAGACAACGCAUAUUUUAUACACAUUUGCUACAUCCGAGAUAAAUAUUUAUAUAUUUUUAGCCUCCUUAGAGCAAAAGCUAUUAAUGACUUCUAUAUAAAGAAAAUGUCGUAGAAUCGAACGACUCAUAUACUAAUAGACUCAUAAAUAAUGUAAUAGUACUUGUUAAAUAUCUAUCUAAAUAAAAACUCUCAUUUAAAUUGUAGACGAUAUAAUUCUCUAUAAUUCGUUUCAUAUUGUCGAUUUGACAACAGAAUCUCAAACGCCAUCGACGACAUUCCCAGAAGAUAAUUAACGCGCCGGAACAAUCUCCGAUUCCGAAGAAUUUUUGUUAUUCGUAUGACAAAACACAUAUUAUCUUUAUCAGUAUACUAUUAGUACAAUAAUUACGAUUAUUUUCAAUAUAAUUUUAUUACAUUACUUUCUCCACGAUAUACCCACGAUUUUUGUUAUUAAUCGAUUAAGGCACUAAAAUCUCCGUAAAAAUACUAUCUAUCUAUCAACGGUAAACCGCUUUCAUAAUUUUUAGUAUUAUCGCGGUUUUAACGGUUAUUACCUCACGUUCAAACGUUUUCAAUACAUAAUCUCAUUUAUACUCAACAUGUCUCUUCUGCAGUUUUUUAAUACUUACAUAUAUUAUGAUCUGUAGUGCGUAUCUUUCAUAAGAGGAAAAUAACCUUUUUAUUUUAUUUGUUCUUU
This is a messenger RNA of Linepithema humile (Argentine ant), 5293 nucleotides long. It is a transcript of the gene dy, whose product is annotated as dusky. The record is from RefSeq and is a predicted model, not a curated record. NCBI's taxonomy places the organism in Eukaryota, Metazoa, Arthropoda, Insecta, Hymenoptera, Formicidae.